This is a messenger RNA of Moneuplotes crassus, 1312 nucleotides long. The record is from the annotation of a GenBank genome assembly. Lineage: Eukaryota; Ciliophora; Spirotrichea; Euplotida; Euplotidae.
AUAAAACUAAAAAUAACUAGUUCCAAUGGAAGGCCUUAUGCAGAACCCUGACCAAGCCGAGCAAAAUGAGAUUACCGAUGAAGAAAUAGACUCCAAAAUAUGUGGAGAACUAAUGGACAAAGUCGAGCAACUAAACGAAUAUGUCAAUGAUGUCCAGGGAGAACAAAUCAUUCAAGUCAGAGUCCAGCAACUGGCACUUUGAAAAGUUCUUGUGAAUAUUCACAAAAAGGACAUGUUCAUAUUGGUUAAAGCCUAUUGAUCACUUGGAGAAGCUUACUUAUCCCAAAAAUACUACGAGCAAGCUCUUGACCAUUUGACAAAUGCUCUAAAGCUGAAUGGUACUUUAUUCUCCCAAUUCGAAGAAACUAAGAAAUUCCAUGCUUACAUUUUGACCUUGCUAGGAAAAUGAUAUAUGGAAGCUGGCUCCCUGAACGAUGCCCUUGGCCUCUUAGAGAAAUCACUAAAAAUGAACAAAACUGUACUUGGAGAGGAAGACAUUUCCAAUGCAAGUAUAUACCUGACCCUUUCCAAGGUAUACUCCAAAAAGAAGGACUAUGACAAAGCAUUGAACCAAUUAUCAAAAGCUUGGGAGCUAACAGAGACCAAGUUCGGAAAAGACUCAAUAGAGAUAGCCCAAGUCUACAUUGACAUGGCCAAGGUUUACCAUAAAAAGAAGGAAUAUGAAGAAGCCAUUGAACACCAACUGCACGCAGUUAAUAAUUUCAGGAACAGAGAAGAGGACUAUAACCAGGAAUCAACUGCCAAAAUGAUGAUUACCCUCAGUGAAUGGUACUCCAAAGUAGAGAAACAUGAAGACGCCAUCACAUGGCUCAGAGAGACAGAGAAGUUGUAUGAAUACAUCUAUGGUGGCCUUGACAAGAAAACCACUAAGAUUAAAAGAGACAUCGCCUUGCUCCUCCUCAAAGAUGGAAAGUACGAUGAUGCAUUGGAAGAAGUACUCCAAGUUGAGGAGAAAGAGAGGCAACUCUAUGGAGAGACCUCACUUCAACUAGGAAAGACAUAUAAGCUCAUUGGUACUCUCUAUAUCCUUAGAAGGAUGCAGAAUGAGGCCAAGGCAUACUUACAGAAAGCUCAGACCAUAUUUGAGCUAAAAGGAGCUACAAAGCUGCUAAAAGAGGUUAAGACUAAACUAAAUAUGGCCAAAAAUGGUUCAAGAAUGGACCACCAACUCGCUGGUGAAGAGCAUACCGAUGAAGAAGAAAGUAAUAAGAAACUGAAGAAGAAAAAGAAGAAGGGAGUCUCUAAGAGUAAAAAGAAGAAGACCAUUAUAAGGAAUAAUUUUAUGGGCUAA